Molecule: messenger RNA, 3814 nt
Organism: Vanessa atalanta (red admiral)
Lineage: Eukaryota; Metazoa; Arthropoda; Insecta; Lepidoptera; Nymphalidae
Product: E3 ubiquitin-protein ligase UHRF1-like
Exons: 16
Coding region: 79-2625 (848 amino acids)
Biological process (GO): negative regulation of gene expression via chromosomal CpG island methylation; protein ubiquitination
Molecular function (GO): ubiquitin protein ligase activity; protein binding
Source: RefSeq, a predicted model, not a curated record
GAUAAAUCACAUUCAAAAGUUCUUGUAAUUUGAAUAAACAUGCUGUUUUCUAUAUAAAUCACUUGAAAAACAUUUAAAAUGCAUGUGCGAAUACGAAUAUUUGGCAAACCAGAUGCUAUUGUUGUAGUUGAGUCAAAACUUACAAAAAUAGAUCAAUUUAGACGUAUUAUAAGAGAUAAAUUCGACGUUGAACCUAAGUUACAACGGUUGUUCUACGGGGGAAAGUUGUUAGAAGAUGGGUACACAUUUCACGAUUACAAUAUUAAGCUCAAUGAUGUUAUUCAACUUAUGAUAAGAAUACAACCAGUGGAAAGUUUAGAUGGUGAGAAAGGAUCAGAACCACAAGAAAAUGAUGAAAAACCUGGUGAUAGGACUGAAAGUAAAGAAAAAAGUUAUAAAGAUACGGAAAGCAAGCUUUACACAGUUGGUGAUUUAGUAGAUAUGAAAGAUAGAGAAAAUGGAGCGUGGUUUGAGGGAAAAGUAGUUCGCAUAGUAUUAGAUCCAGAUGUAAAUUAUGAGAGUAAAGAAAAAGCAGAAGAAAGUUUGAACACUAGUGAUAUAUCAUAUGAUAAAGAAAGUGAUGUUGAAAAUAAGCCACCAAGUGAUAGUUCUGAAGAAGACACUAAGUCUAAGAAGAAAGGCAUUGCUAAAUAUUUUACCAAAGCUGCAAAAGGAAAAAAACAAACAAAAGAAAUAAAAGUGGAAGCGGUCAAAAUUACAGAUGACAAUAUUUUGUAUAAAGUACAAUUAAAUGCUGACGAAGAGGACUCCGAUUUAUAUUGUCAAUUAAAAGAAAUAAGACCAAGAGCUAGACGAGAAAUAAAUAUCAAAGACUUGAAACCAGGACAAACAGUUAUGUUAAAUCAUAACACUGAUGAUCCUCUAGAAAAGGGAUAUUGGUAUGAUUUCAAAGUAGAUGAAGUUAAGAAACUACGUAUAAACUAUGAACUGGUUGGAACAUUAUAUUUAGGGCCAGAUUCAAUACCUCAAAAUGACACCAAAGUCAGAGUUCAUGACAAGAUAUUUGUUUUGGAACAACCAGUACCAGUUGCAGAAAGAAAUAAUGAAUAUAGCAAACUUAUAUCAGAAGCUCCUGAAAAAAGAUCACAGCCAUUGAAUUGCUUAAAAUGCCGUGACGAUGAGGAUUCACCUUGUAAGGAGUGUGGAUGUUAUCUGUGUUCAGGAAAAGAAUCCCCAGAGAAGAUAGUUUUAUGCGAUGAAUGUAACAAUGGUUUCCAUAUGAAAUGUCUUACUCCUCCACUUACUGAGUUACCUGAAGAGGACUGGUACUGUCCCUCUUGUAAACGUGAUCCCAAUGAUGUCAUAGCCCCUGGUGCAGCCAAACAGACUAAGAAGGGUAACGCCUCUAAAACCAAUCGCGAUUGGGGAAGAGGGAUGGCUUGUGUUGGUAAAACUAAAACAUGUGCCAUGCCACCUAACCAUUUUGGCCCUAUUCCUGGUAUAGAAGUUGGAAUGUGCUGGAGAUUUCGAAUACAGCUAUCGGAAUCCGGUGUGCACAGACCACCCGUGUCAGGCAUACAUGGUCGUGACGUCGAAGGUGCCUAUAGUAUUGUAUUAUCUGGUGGAUAUGAAGACGAUGUGGACUAUGGGAAUGAGUUUACAUAUACUGGAAGUGGUGGACGAGAUCUCUCCGGAAACAAGCGUACAGCUGAACAAUCGUGUGACCAGACCCUCACUAGGGAAAAUAAAGCACUGGCACGCAACUGCGCUGUGAAAGAAGUGAGUGAGAAAGGUGCAGAUGCACGCGAAGCGUGGCAGCAAGGCAAGCCUGUACGAGUUGUACGGUCUUAUAAAAUGCUUAAGCAUUUCCCAAAGUAUGCACCUAAGGAAGGCAUAAGGUAUGAUGGUAUCUACAAAGUAGUAAAAUAUUACCCAGAAAAGGGUUUGUCCGGAUAUCGUGUAUGGAAAUACUUGUUACGGAGAGAUGACCCCAAUCCAGCGCCUUGGGAGCCAGGCGCUAAGCAAUUCCCUAUUGUGUAUCCAGAUGGAUAUUUGGAAGCCGAGGCUGAGAAAAAAGCUUUAAAGGAGAAAGGUAACAAAGGUAAAGGCAAUAAGAAAAGAGCUCUGCGUGAAAGCAAUAGGAGUUCGUCUGAAUCUGAAGCAUCUCCUCCUCUUAAGAAACGAAAGACUCAGGAGAGUAAAAAGGCACAAGAGAAUAAAAAGAAAGAUGUAGCUAAUAAGUCGCUAAGUCCAAAGACGAAAAUACCAAGUAUGUUUACAAAAAGUCCCAAAUCCAAUAAAAAGAAGAAAGAAAACGGUCUUACUUCAGACGAGAAGAAAGCUAUUGAAUCGGAUACGUUAAACGCUAAACUGUGGGGAGAAUGUCUUGAUAUUUGCGAAAAGCAAGGCAAAAAGGAAUUUAUAGAGCAUGUCACACAAGUUUUCUUAUGCAUUAUAUGCCAAGAAGUGGCCGUCAGUCCGGUGACAACGCCAUGCUUGCACAACUUUUGUAUGGCUUGUAUGAAGUUGGCAUUCAAGUCAAAUGAAUCACAAAGCUGUCCCUGUUGUCGACAUAAUCUUUCCAAAGUGGAGCUGCAACCGAAUGAAAAUUUAAAAACCGCAUUACGUACAAUUCUGACCGGUUAUGACGCCGGCAAGAAAUAGAUAAUUCAGCUUAAUUUGGACAAACUAGUACCGCAGUUGAAGGUCAUCUCUACAUGCGGACCCUUAUUAUAUAGAAUAAGUUAUACGAUACAAAAGGUUUCAACAGCGGAUCCAAAAACUUGACAAAUCCGCGACUUUUCCUUCUUUAGAAUACUUGACGAACGUCUUUGACGUCCAUUUCGAUAACACGGUGUGGAGACUCAUCAAAAAUUUCUUUUGAGUUUGAAUAACAUGAAUAGACUCGCCGCGAUGUAUUAGUUCAUGGACAUGGCACCUAGGAUAAUUUUGUAACAAUUAAUUACUGCUGUUAUGGCAAGUUACAUACGAUUAAACUUAAAUAAAGGAGAGUUUUAGAUUAGCUUAUAAUUCUGUUACUUAACUCUUUUUUAUGGGUAAAUUCAUACGAUUCAUGGUAGAGUUUUACACGUUAGUUUCUCUGCCUACAACUUCAUACUAUUAUAAAAAAUAUAAUUAAGCAGAUUGAUCUGUAUUUGUACUUUAAACAAAUAGUUUUGAAUAGUAGUUUUUCUUUUAAGUUUGAAUGUAGUAAGUAAUAGGAAUCAAUUCAGUAUAACUAAACCAAUGCUGAUGAUAGUUUGUGAUAUAAUAUUAGGUUUUACACUUGAAUGUUCUUAUUUUCCUACUAAAUAAUAAUUUAUUUUAUCCAUGAUCCCCAUUUUAUGUUAAAAAGGGGAAUUAAAAGAUUAUUUUAACAUAUAUUUAUGUUCCGUCAUAUUUUACAUUCAUCAAAUAUCUAAUAAAUAAAAUUCAAGUCCGGUAUUUAUGAUAAUUAUGUAAUAAAUUUAUAAUAUAAUAAUAUUAUGUAUGUCAUGGAAUAUAUAAUUUAAUUUGUCAUCCUAUCUAUCGUAUCUUUAAAGCUAUGCAUAUGAAUCAAAUUAAUUGAACCUAAAAUUCAUCGUAAUCUAUCGUUAAUUUCUAAGUGUUUGAUUAUAAUGAAAAUUUAGGAGUAUAUCAUAUUAAUAUGAAUGUAUGGAUGUUGUUUAGUCACGCUCGAACUGCUGGACAGAUUGGUAUUAUAUCAUUGACAAGUAAUACCAUUAACAUUUAGUAGUAUUAUAAUCUCAUUUCAUUUAAUUUGUGUAUUAUAUAUCAAUAUAUUUAAACAAUACAUUAAUAGAAUUAUUAUUAUUUUGUAAUUAAUUGAUGAAUGUAAUUAUAACAUUUUAAA